CCCCCGUCUGCCCAACACGCAGGCGCGUCUCCUCAAAUCCCGUCCCUACCCCUGCUCCUCUUUCUCUUCAUUUCGUUCCCCCUCCUCUUCCAGCACCUCAGCAGGUUCAAACUCUUCUCCGUGAAGUGGCGGCGAUCGCGAGGUCACGUGAUGAGCAUCCUGCUGCCCAACAUGGCGGAGUUCGACACCAUCUCGGAACUGGAGGAGGAGGAGGAAGAAGCAGCAGCAACGUCGUCGUCGUCGCCGUCGUCGUCGUCGGUAUCUGGGCCCGACGAUGACGAUGAUGAUGAUGAGGAGGAGGAGGAGGAAGAGGAGGGGGAAGAGGAGGAGGAGGAAGAGGAGGAGGCGCCGCCCCCGCCUCGGGUAGUGAGCGAGGAGCAUCUGCGGAGAUAUGCCCCCGACCCUGUGUUGGUGCGGGGCGCCGGCCACAUCACUGUGUUUGGCUUGAGCAACAAGUUUGAUACUGAAUUUCCCUCAGUUCUAACAGGGAAGGUGGCUCCAGAAGAAUUUAAGACCAGCAUGGGCCGUGUGAAUGCAUGUUUGAAAAAGUCUCUCCCAGUCAAUGUGAAAUGGCUGCUGUGUGGUUGUCUCUGCUGCUGUUGCACACUGGGUUGCAGCCUGUGGCCUGUUAUAUGUCUCAACAAAAGAACCAGAAGAUCAAUUCAGAAGUUACUAGAAUGGGAAAAUAACAGAUUAUAUCACAAGCUUGCUUUGCACUGGAAGUUGACUAAAAGGAAAUGCGAAACUAGCAAUAUGAUGGAGUAUGUAAUAAUAAUAGAAUUCUUACCAAAAUAUCCCAUAUUCCGACCUGACUGAAGAGUUUUAUCCAGUCACUUCUGUGUUAUCUGUCAUUUCCUACCCUUAGUGCCUUGUAGAUGAUUUUGGAAUGAAGAUGGUCUCCUUUGCUGUGUUCAAUUUACUGUUUAUAAUGGUAGAAUAUUCUCCUUGCUCUUUUAUUUGUGUUGGUGUAUGAAGAAAAUUUGCACAUCUUUUUUUGUUGUUAAAUGAGGCUUGUGUUUUGCACUCUCAAAUUUUAAAUACACACACACACGUGUGCAUAUACGUAUAUAGAUAGUUGCCAUUAAAGAUAAAACAUCAGUGCUGGUGUUUAAAAACAAAAACUUGUUCUGAGCAUGCUGCCUUAGAAUUUUCAUACGCACUGUUUCUAAAUAUGCAUCAUUUUUCUAGGCUACUUGAUGCUCUGUAAUCCCUUACUGGACACACUUAAAUAAGCUUUCGGUAGCUUUUAGAAAUGGUUUUACUCUGCUUUAAAGGACAUGCAAUUAAUAGCACUGGUUUUGUCCUGCACUUUGCUAAAUUAUCACUUAUGUUAGUGGAUAAAAUAUUUAACUCCUAAAGACUUGUAAAUAGUGUCUCUUUACAUAAUGUAAAAUGUGGUAUGCCAUGGUUUACGGAAUGUAAUAUUCCUUUUACUGUAUUGCCAACAAUUCUGCAUAGAUUUGAAUAUGACUGAAUUUUGCAAGUAUCCUUUUGAAUGUAGAGACUGUUAACAUGCUGUUGUAUGGCAAAGCCAUAAUAAGUAUGUUAAGAAUUUCAGGUGUAGGGCAGGUUUGCCCUUUGUAACAAGUGGAUUAACAUUGAAAUCAUUCUCAGAUAUUCUGCAUAGCACCUGAAACCAAGAACCUUAUUAUUUCCAUUUCAUUUAAUUCUCCACUCCCACUGCUAAAAGAAUUUAUUUGACAUCUGACACAUUUCACAGCCUCACCAUUCUUCAUUUAUUUCCCUUUAUGUAGCCUUUCCCUCAUUUGAAAAUACUCACAAUUAUGACCUUAAAGAAGUAUUUUGAGAUUUCAGACAUCUUGGGAGGUAUCCAUGAAAGCCACCACUAACUGCUUUCUGGAGUUCUGAUAUUCUACUUUGGGAAAGAGGGAGAACUAAUUGAGAAGUUGUACCUAAAGAAUAUAUAGUAGCUGAUUCAUAAUUGAUAAAAUAUUCUCAAUCCUCUUUUUAAAAACAUUUGGAUAUUAUUAAUGAGAAAAGACCAAGUGUUUAGACAAAAGUAUUUUAGUUCAUAAAUCCACCACACACGUAGCCAUUUCAUUGGUGCCUAUUUCUCUGUUUCUCUUCACAACUAAGAUGAGUGAAAAAGCACUACACUCUAAGUCUACUAGAAUUUGAAAUUUUAGUAUAAUAAAAGCUUUAUAUCACAUUAAUUCAACUGCAAACGUAUGCCUCAGUAGGCAUUAUUUGUAAUUCAUAGUGCUAAAAAUAAAUUAAAACUGUCUGGGACUGAAUAUUUUAUUUGUCAUCUUACUCUUAAUUGCUUUUAGUAAACUUUUUAGGCAAGCAUUCAUCCCAGUAAAGAGAACAAUCAUUUCUUCAUACAAGGUCUAGCCUUUUUAUACCACUUUUAAAAUUUAUGCCUAAUUUGCAACCCACAAUCCUUGACCAGUUAAUAAAAAGAGGGGAAGAGGAGACGCUAUUUGAUAUGUGAUUGUAAUUGUUUGCACACUUUUCCCCCUCCCUCUAAAGAGCCCCAUUACCUCUAUGCCACUCAGCCACCCCAAAUCUCUAAUUUUUAAUGUAUUGUAUAUGCCUACAAAUACCAUGUGUCUGCCUGCUGCAAAAUUGAAGGUGUAUUUUUAUAGACAAGGUGAAAACCUCUGAAAAUGCAUACCAAAUGUCUUGUUUUAUAGCUAAGGUCAGGGAAAAAUUGUAUCUGUGGUUUAUAUGCCAGCUAAUGUCAUCAAAUUUAUGCUUCAAACUGUGACAUUUUAAUACCAAAAUUGAUUUCCAGCAUAAUGCAAAAUAUCUAAUUAUUAUUUAUAGAUUAAUUGCUUUCAAGUGUCAACCCUUAAAAAUUUUUUUUCUGUAACCUUCAAAUUUGACCAUAUGGUGGUCACAGUAGCUUUUUCUGCUAUGUAUAAAUCAUACUUGGUUUUGCUCAAAGAAUAAUAGGAAGUGAUAAAUCAUUUCCAUGAAACAAAUACUGAGAAGGGAAUAGAGUGUAUCUGGAGGUGACAGAGUAUAAUUCAAGUCACAGUAGUAUUUGUCAUAAAAACCAUUUGCCAGCAUGUGUAAACUUACUUUUAAAACCUACUCUAAUCACUCUUAAAUUUAUCAUUUUAUUGUUUAUUAUGCUGGUUGACUCAUCGUAGUUUCUUCAACUACCCAGAAAACACCGAAUUUUCUUUUUUUCUCUCUUAUGUGACUGCUUUUUCAAACUGUUUUUCCUUACGGGGGUCUGAUUCACAAUUGGGUAUUUUGGAGUCUUCUAGGGGGGUUGUUUUCAAUGAAAUUGGCUACAGUGAAUGCUGAAAUGACAGGGCACACUGUGGUGAUUAAUUCCUCCCCUAUCGAGCCUUUUUUCUUUUAUCCUUAGGAUAAAACAUACUUGUGUUUUUUCAUUGGGUAGUAUUUUUCUGAAAGUUGUUUUUAGAUUGAAGAAAGUGUUUUUGAAUUUCUUUAUUACAUUAUAUUCCUUUAUGAAACCUGUCAUGGUAGUUUCCAGAGAAAAAUAACAUGUAUUUGCCAAAGUAUAUAAAUCUCACAAUGCUUUGAGGUUACAAGUUAAAACUGUUUUUUUUUUAAUUAAUGUUUCAGUGCUUCUCAUUUGGCCCAAGAUUCUUGCUUAAUAAAUUAGUCCAACUGGUAAUUUUUAAGCUUUUCCAAAAGACCAAUAGCAUGUGUAUUAUUAACAACAAAUAUGGGCAAGUAUCAUUUACAGAGUUAUUAACUCUGUCCUAGAUAUGUCUUUACUCUUUGUUCUCUCCUAACUCCUAUGUUAAUUUAGAAAAGAGACCAUGAUAGCGAAACUUUAGAAGAAGAUGGAGAAGUGCCUUGUCUUUUUUGAACAAAGAUAGCAUAUUAUGCUGAAGGAAGCAGAAUAAAUGAAUUGGUCAAUCAUUAAAUUAGGAGUCAUCCUUUUCAACUAGGUAAAAGAAUAUUUUACUAAUGUAUUAUUUUUAUUUUAUUAUACAAGGCCUGUUUCCUUGUUUUCCCCUAAUCAUGUGAUAUAUUAGUGACAAAAUAUUACAAAACAGGAUGAUCAGUCACUUAAAAUUAAUAUAAUUCUGAUGCUAGUAAACAUGUAAUUUUAUGUGGUUCUGGAAGAACAGUAGUCUUUGAUUGAAGCCCUACCAAAGCCCACUUAAGUAUUUAAUGCUCAUGAUAUCCAUAUUAUGAUGUGUAAACACUGAGCAGUUAAACUGUGUUAAUAGUUAUCACUUUGCCAUUUUUAAUGAAAUUUG
Messenger RNA from Lemur catta (Ring-tailed lemur), 4211 nucleotides. RefSeq names its product cysteine rich hydrophobic domain 1 (gene CHIC1). Lineage: Eukaryota; Metazoa; Chordata; Mammalia; Primates; Lemuridae. Bases 151 to 816 code for a protein of 221 amino acids. The record is from RefSeq and is a predicted model, not a curated record. The transcript has 6 exons.